GCUCUGAGAAUGCCUGCGGAAUGAUCGCCCCCCAGGGCGGCUGCCGCUGCCGCUGCCGCUGCCGCUGCUGCUGCUGCUACUGUUACAGCUCCUGCUACCGCCUCCGUCUCCACUCUGCUCUGACUGGCAGGCGGAAAGUGCAACUGACGAGGGAAAGGUCUCUGCAGUGAGUGGAGUGGCUACAUAAAAGAGAGUAAAGAGGGGAAAAAACCCAGAUCAGAAUGCAGGCGACAUCCAACCUGCUCAAUCUCCUGCUGCUGUCUUUGCUUGCUGGACUAGAUCCUUCCAAGACUCAGAUUAGCCCCAAAGAAGGGUGGCAGGUGUACAGCUCAGCCCAGGACCCUGAUGGACGAUGCAUCUGCACAGUGGUGGCUCCAGAACAGAACCUGUGCUCCCGGGAUGCCAAAAGCAGGCAGCUCCGCCAACUGCUGGAAAAGGUUCAGAACAUGUCUCAGUCUAUUGAAGUCUUGAAUUUGAGAACUCAGAGAGAUUUCCAAUAUGUUCUAAAAAUGGAAACCCAAAUGAAAGGGCUGAAGGCCAAGUUUCGGCAGAUUGAAGAUGAUCGGAAGACACUAAUGACCAAGCAUUUUCAAGAGUUGAAAGAGAAGAUGGAUGAGCUUCUGCCCUUGAUCCCUGUGCUGGAACAGUACAAGACAGAUGCCAAGCUAAUCACCCAGUUCAAGGAGGAGAUCCGCAACCUGUCUGCUGUUCUCACUGGGAUCCAGGAAGAAAUAGGUGCCUAUGACUACGAGGAGCUACAUCAAAGGGUGCUCAGUUUGGAAACCAGACUUCGCGACUGCAUGAAAAAGCUAACAUGUGGCAAAUUGAUGAAAAUCACAGGCCCAAUUACAGUCAAGACAUCUGGAACGCGGUUUGGUGCCUGGAUGACAGAUCCUUUAGCUUCUGAAAAAAAUAACAGAGUCUGGUACAUGGACAGUUACACUAACAAUAAAAUUGUCCGUGAGUACAAAUCAAUUGCAGACUUUGUCAGUGGAGCUGAAUCAAGGACAUACAACCUCCCUUUUAAGUGGGCAGGAACUAACCACGUGGUCUACAAUGGCUCACUCUAUUUUAACAAGUAUCAGAGUAACAUCAUCAUCAAAUACAACUUCGACAUGGGGAGAGUCCUUGCCCAGCGGAGCCUGGAGUAUGCUGGCUUUCACAACGUUUACCCCUACACGUGGGGUGGAUUCUCUGACAUCGACCUAAUGGCUGAUGAAAUCGGGCUGUGGGCUGUGUAUGCGACUAACCAGAAUGCCGGCAAUAUUGUCAUCAGUCAACUUAACCAAGAUACCCUGGAGGUGAUGAAGAGCUGGAGCACCGGAUAUCCCAAAAGAAGUGCAGGGGAAUCUUUCAUGAUCUGUGGGACACUCUAUGUCACCAACUCCCACUUAACUGGAGCCAAGGUGUAUUAUUCCUACUCUACCAAAACCUCCACCUAUGAGUACACAGACAUUCCUUUUCAUAACCAAUACUUUCACAUAUCCAUGCUUGACUACAAUGCAAGAGAUAGAGCUCUUUACGCCUGGAACAAUGGCCACCAGGUCUUGUUCAAUGUCACCCUUUUCCACAUCAUUAAGACGGAGGAUGACACAUAAGCUAACAUAAUUUGUUUUCACUGAUCUAAACAGUGUCACUCACGAUAAAUUCUAUAGGACCUCUUCUGUUUUUUCUUUAUUAGAACUUUUUCAUCACUUCUUCCGAAGCAUUUUUUUAUUGUAAAGUUGGUGUUUCAAAAAACAGCGGAGCCUGUCUAAAUGAACCUGUCCGAAACACAUCUUAACUCUUAAAUUUACAAGGCCUAUCAUGUCCUUGUCAUGAGAAGCACUAAAACAGAGCUUAAGUGGCUAAAGUCUUAGUUUUGCAAAAGAUUAAUGACCUGCCUUAUAUUAGAGUCAGAGACUAAUGGUGGCUUAGUGCAUGAAUGUCUUUUUUUUUUUUAGCUGUCAUUUUUUACCGUCUUUUGCUCCACAUCAGGAAAUAUUUUGGUAGAAAUUAGGGAGACAAAGCACUUUCCCCCCAUUUAUUUCUACAAAAGAUUUAAGGAUUUUAUUUAUAUGGAAAAGUAAUAUUAAUCAUUUUGCUGUUAUACAAUUCUCAGAUGCGGUGCUGUACACUCAUUUUUAAAUCUCUUGCUAACAUUUUAUUGGCGAUAUGGAUUUCUAUCAUUGUAACCACCCUUGUGCAAUUGUAUCUCUUCACUUCUGUGAAAGCAAGUAAUAUUUUUUACAAAAUACACUGAAAUUUAAUCUCAGUAAUUAUUGUGGGUCAACUUUCAAGUGUGGUCAAAAAGAAGGUAUCUUCUCAACUUACCCUUUUACAUAACAUUAUGAACUAAAAAGAAACUUAAGCCAGAUCCCUUAACAAAGAAUCUUUAUUUUACCCCAAGUUUACUGAACCACUGACAUUGAGUGCUGAAACUGAUUCAAUAUGGGUGAGUUAAUAUGCUUAUUCCACUAAAAGCAAUCCACAUGGUUGGUUGCAAAGAUGCAGCUAAGCCACAAAAUUUUGGAUUUCAGUUGACACUACUCAUAUAAUACAGACAAACAAAACUGUGUCCUUCAUAACUGUAUUAAUGUUUUAACGUACACUACACACACACACCUUGCAAUAAUGUGAUUACCUUGUGUCAGGACUCUACAUAUUCAGGAAGCACAUAUAAAAAUUUUUUAAAAAGAAGAUUUCUUAAUGUCAUCUAGAGUUCUAUUAUGAGCUCUAGAUAUUUAACAGCAAGAUUUCUGUUUUAAAAAAAAAAAUGAUGCGAGGCAAGGUAUUCACAUAGUGAAAUGUGCAAUGGCCAAUUCAGAAAAUAUGAUGGGAAGAUAGCCCUUUGUCACUGGAUUCAUUGUGUGUGUAGAAACAAUGUAGCAAAAAAGAGCUUUAAAAAUAUUUUAUGUUAACAAUUCUAAAAACAUAUAAUCACUAUAUAUCAAACAUGUCAUUGCAUUUGGUUUCCAAUCAUCAUAUAUUAAAAAUACUUACCUAAGACAGUUUUACAGAAACUAGUAGGGGUUGGUUUUACAAUUUACAAAGUAUAUUCUAUAAUAAAUGAUACAUAACUUGUUGUAAAUGUUUGGUCUCACAUACAGAAUAUCAAAAUUUCCUUUGUAAAGUGAAGAUAUAAUAAUCAGCUAACACAUUGUGUAAAGAAAUGCUAACAUUUAAGAGUAAUUCAUUUCAAAUAUCACAAUUAAAAUUCUCAUUCGCCAAUAUCUCAUUGUCAAAAGUGUAGGAUUAAAAUAACCCAAUCCUGAGAUUGUUAAACAAAGAUUUAUUUUUUUGCCUACAAUAAGUCAGCAUGAGUUCAUGACCAACCUGGGUCCUUUCGCAAUGUUGUCUUUUCUUUUUAAAUGUUUAUGUAACUUUUCUUCUGCUUUUGAGAAAUAGAAAACUUAGAGGAUUCACUUAUCAUUGUACACACACCACUAAAUAAUCAGUCAAUACUUUGUAUAUUGAGAGUUUGUAUGAAGAAAGAAAGUCUAUUUCAGAAGUGAAUGAAUUUUUAAGUGGAUGGCCUUUAAUGGAUAGCUGAUUGUUCAUUACUUGUUUUUUAAAAAAUGAUGUAAUAUGGUAUAACAUUCAUUCAAACCUGGAUGAUCAAAGCUUUUUUGUGAAAUGUGCAGCUUGUAAAGCACUUUAUUGUUUUCUAUGUAAGGUUUCAUCGCCAUAUCCAAUUUAUAGUGUAUGUCUUGCCAGUGCAGGCACAAAUUUUAUUAUUGUCACUAGAAGUGGGGGUAACAUGAGUUUAAAAAUGUGAUUUGCAUUAAACAUUUACAGUUUAAGAGCAUUUUUCUUAGUAAAUUAUUAUCAGUUUUGUGCCUGAAAUAAAUAAGAACUUACCCUAAUUACAGUUUUUUUUAAUGUCAAAUAAAUUUUACAAGGGAAAUAAUG
Molecule: messenger RNA, 3891 nt
Organism: Condylura cristata (star-nosed mole)
Lineage: Eukaryota; Metazoa; Chordata; Mammalia; Eulipotyphla; Talpidae
Gene: OLFM3
Product: olfactomedin 3
Exons: 6
Coding region: 222-1598 (458 amino acids)
Biological process (GO): signal transduction
Source: RefSeq, a predicted model, not a curated record